This is a messenger RNA of Patella vulgata (common limpet), 7788 nucleotides long. RefSeq names its product myosin heavy chain, non-muscle. The coding region runs from base 248 to 6160 and encodes 1970 amino acids. Gene Ontology annotation, molecular function: actin filament binding; cytoskeletal motor activity; ATP binding. The record is from RefSeq and is a predicted model, not a curated record. The transcript is spliced from 37 exons. Lineage: Eukaryota; Metazoa; Mollusca; Gastropoda; Patellidae. Gene Ontology annotation, cellular component: myosin complex.
UUUUAAUAUCCAAUUGGCGGCACGCGGUUGUAAAGAAGAGGACAGUGAAUAAAGUACAUGUUGUCAUAAAUGGAACUUUAAAUAUCUUAUAUUGGGAGAUGAUUUGAAUACAAUACAUGACUGUCAUUAACAGAAUCAAAAAGUUGUAGCAAGUAUAAACUUUAUAUAUGUUAUACAUUAUAACUGUGCCUAGUAUUGUUAGUUUUCGCGAGCCGGUUUGAACGUAAACCCAUCCAUUCAAAUCAAAAUGGCGGAGGAUCAUUUAGUUGGACUCAGUGCUCAAGAGCUUAGAUAUCUUACAGUAGAUCGCAGUCUUGUCAACGACCCCUCUGUUCAAGCAGAAUGGGCUGGAAGGAAACUUAUAUGGAUACCGGACGAACAAAAUGGAUUUGUUAUGGCCAGCAUCAAGGGAGAAAAGGGAGAUCAACUGGAAGUGAUCGUGGACGAAAGUGGUCAAAAGAGGUCUGUCCACAGAGACGAUGUUCAGAAAAUGAACCCCCCAAAGUUCAGUAAAGUCGAAGACAUGGCAGAACUGACCUGUCUCAAUGAAGCAUCAGUUUUGCAUAAUUUAAAAGACAGAUAUUACUCUGGAUUAAUAUAUACAUAUUCCGGAUUAUUUUGUGUAGUGAUAAACCCUUAUAAAAAAUUACCUAUUUACCAAGAAAAAGUUAUAGAAUUAUAUAAAGGUAAAAAAAGACAUGAAGUUCCUCCACAUGUGUAUGCAAUAGCAGAUUCAGCUUACAGGUGUAUGUUACAAGAUAGAGAAGAUCAGUCCAUCCUCUGCACAGGCGAAUCAGGGGCUGGUAAAACAGAAAAUACUAAGAAAGUCAUCCAGUAUUUAGCGUAUGUAGCUGCCUCAUCACGAUCAAACCGUUCAUCGGUAUCCAAUGUAGCACAUACCUCGAACAGGGAGUUGAGUCUAGGAGAAUUAGAAAAUCAAUUAUUACAAGCCAAUCCUAUCCUCGAGUCUUUUGGUAAUGCUAAGACAAUCAAGAAUGACAACUCUUCGCGAUUUGGUAAAUUCAUCCGAAUUAACUUUGACUUAUCAGGAUAUAUAUCUGGUGCCAAUAUUGAAUCUUAUUUAUUGGAGAAAUCGAGAGCCGUUAGACAAGCUGAAUCGGAAAGAACAUUCCACGUGUUCUACCAAUUUCUUAAUGGAGCCACACCAAGUCAGAGAAAGGAAUUUUUACUGGAGGACAUGAAGAAUUAUAGAUAUUUGUCAUAUGGUAAUGUUCCUGUACCAGGAGUUGAUGAUUCCCAUGAUUUCCAGAGUUUAGCUGAGUCUAUGGGCAUUAUGGGAAUAUCUACAGAUGAUCAAGCUGCUAUAUUAAGAAUUGUAUCAGCUGUAUUACAGUUUGGUAACAUGCAAUUUAAACAAGAGAGAAGCUCGGAUCAGGCUACAUUACCUGAUAAUACAGUUGCUCAGAAAGCCUGUCAUUUACUAGGUCUACCAGUUACUGCUAUUACUCAGGCUUUCCUUAAACCCAAGAUUAAAGUGGGUAGAGAUUACGUAACAAAGGCACAGACCAAAGAACAGGUUGAAUUUGCUGUAGAAGCUAUAUCUAAAGCUCUUUAUGAACGUAUGUUUAAAUGGAUUGUAACCAGAAUCAACAAAUCACUAGAUAAAACCAAACGACAAGGAGCUAGUUUUAUUGGUAUUCUGGAUAUUGCAGGUUUUGAAAUCUUUAAGAUGAAUUCGUUUGAACAGUUGUGUAUUAAUUACACUAAUGAGAAGCUACAACAAUUGUUUAAUCACACUAUGUUUGUAUUAGAACAAGAAGAAUAUCAGAGAGAAGGAAUUGAAUGGAAAUUUAUUGACUUUGGUCUUGAUCUCCAACCAACUAUUGACCUGUUAGAAAAGCCUAUGGGUAUUAUGGCCUUGUUAGAUGAAGAAUGUUGGUUCCCUAAAGCCACUGAUAAAACCUUUGUUGAUAAAUUGACUAAUCAACAUGCAACUCAUCCUAAAUUUACCAAGAAAGAUUUCCGUCAAGAUGCUGAUUUUAGUCUUGUGCACUAUGCUGGAAGUGUGGCAUAUCAAGCUGAUAGAUGGUUGGUUAAAAAUAUGGAUCCUCUCAAUGAGAAUGUUGUUUCUAUCAUGCAACAAGCUUCUGAUCCUUUUAUCGCUAAUCUGUGGAAAGAUGCUGAGAUCGUUGGAAUGGGAGCUGCGGCAGCGGUUGAUACUAUGUUUGGAUCCCGUACUAGAAAAGGAAUGUUUCGAACUGUCAGUCAAUUAUAUAAAGAGCAGCUAUCUAAACUUAUGUCAACUCUACGUAAUACUAACCCUAAUUUCGUACGAUGUAUUAUUCCAAAUCAUGAAAAGAAGGCUGGUAAGAUUACCUCACCUUUAGUUUUGGAUCAGUUGAGGUGUAAUGGUGUAUUAGAGGGUAUUCGUAUUUGUCGUCAAGGUUUCCCCAACAGAAUUAUCUUUCAAGAGUUCCGUCAAAGAUAUGAAAUCCUCACUCCUAAUGCUAUACCACGUGGAUUUAUGGAUGGAAAGAAAGCUGUAGAGAAAAUGAUUUCUGCCCUAGAAUUAGACAAGAAUCUAUAUAGAAUUGGUCAAAGUAAGAUCUUUUUCCGUGCUGGUGUAUUAGCUCAUCUAGAGGAAGAGAGAGAUUUAAAACUCACUGAUAUAAUUGUACAAUUCCAAGCCUUAGCUAGAGGUUUAUUGGCCAGAAGGAAUUAUCAGAAACGUCUUCAACAGCUGAAUGCUAUCCGAGUUAUUCAGAGAAAUUGUUCUGCUUAUCUCAAAUUAAGAAAUUGGCAAUGGUGGAGAUUAUUUACAAAGGUUAAACCUUUGUUAUCUGUUACUGGACAAGAAGAAGAGAUGGUAAAGAAGGAAGAAGAAGCCAAAAGAAUGAAAGAAAAUAUGGAGAAACAACAACAAGAUUUGUUAGAAUUUGAGAAACGAUUUACUCAGGUUAUUGAAGAGAAGAAUAUCUUGGCUGAGCAGCUUCAAGCCGAGACUGAGCUAUGUGCUGAGGCUGAAGAAUCUCGCGUUCGACUUGCUGCUAGAAAACAAGAGUUAGAAGAAGUAAUGCAUGAUCUAGAAUUACGUCUGGAAGAAGAAGAAGAUAGAUAUAGUUCUGUACUUGAAGAAAAGAAGAAGUUUCAACAGACUUUACAAGAUUUAGAAGAUCAGUUAGAAGAAGAAGAACAAGCUAGACAAAAACUACAGUUAGAGAGAGUAUCUGGUGAAUCAAAGAUUAAAAAGAUGGAAGAAGAUUUGGCCUUAUUAGAGGAUCAGAAUCAGAAAUUAAUCAAAGAGAAGAAGAGUUUAGAAGAAAGAAUGAAUGAUAUAUCUCUACAAGCUGUAGAAGAAGAAGAAAAAGCUAAACAACUUGGUAAACUAAAGAAUAAAUAUGAAGCGAUUAUUGCUGAUUUAGAAGAACGGUUGAGAAAAGAACAACAGGCUCGCCAAGAAUUGGAGAAGAUUCGUAGACGUCUAGAAACUGAAUUAAACGAUCUACGAGAUCAACUUAGUGAGAAACGUGAUCAAGUUGAAGACCUUCAACAACAGUUAUUGAGACGCGAGGAAGAAGUUCAACAAUCCUUGCAAAAAACUGAUGAAGAAGCUGGACAAAGAUCAGUUCUUCAGAAACAGAUGAGAGAGUUACAAAACCAAAUACAAGAACUACAAGAAGAUUUAGAUACUGAAAAGGAAUCUAGAAAUAAAGCUGAGAAGCAAAAACGUGAUUUGAAUGAGGAAUUAGAAGCUUUGAAAACUGAACUGGAAGAUUCUUUGGAUACAACUGCAGCUGUCCAGGAUGUUCGGCAAAAACGUGAACAAGAAGUAUCAGAAAUGAAGAAACAGGUUGAGUCCUCACAGAAACAACAUGAGAGUCAGAUACAGGAGAUGCGUAAUAAAUACACGGCUCAACUUGAAGCUCUUAGUGAAGAAAUUGAGAAUACAAGAAAGAAUAAAGUUGGUAUAGAGAAGGUAAAACAGACAUUAGAAGCUGAAAAUCAAGAUUUGAUCAACGACUUAAAACAAGUACAACAAGCUAAACAAGAAUCAGAAAGAAAACGUAAACAAAUUGACAGUCAGCUCCAAGAAGCUCUUAUUAAAUUACAAGAACUAGAUAGAACUAAGGUGGAAGUUGCUGAAAAAUCCACAAAAUUACAGGGAGAACUAGAAUCUGUUUCAACACAACUGGAACAAGCUGAAACCAAGUCUCUUCAAAUGACACAAAAAGCAAGUGCUUUAGAAGCUCAGUUAGCAGAUUGUCAGGAUAUGUGUCAAGAAGAAACACGACAGAAACUGGCCGCUCAGUCUAAAUUAAGACAAGUUCUUGAUGAAAAAGAGAACACACUUGAACGUCUGGAAGAGGAAGAAGAAUCCAAGAAAGCCUUACAGAAACAGGUUGUUGAUUUACAACAAAAGAUUGUUGAGGUGAAGAAGAAAGCAGAGGAAGAUGCUGUUAAUAAUGAAGCUCUUGAAGAAUUUAAGAAGAAGGCAUCUCGAGAUGCAGAUAAUUUCCAGAGAGAAAUUGAAGAAGCCAGGCAACAAGCGGAUCGAUUUGAUAAAUCUCGUAGGAAAUUACAGGCUGAGGUAGAAGAUUUAACUAUGGAGUUGGAAAGCCAGAGAACAUCUGCAAAUGCUUUUGAAAAGAAAUCUCGUAAAUUUGAUGCAUUGUUGGCUGAAGAGAAAGCUAAUGCUGAAAGGUUGGCACAAGAACGAGAUAAUGUUGAAAGAGAAAGUAGAGAAAAGGAGACUAAAAUAUUGAAUCUUGUAAGAGAAUUAGAUGAUAUUCAAGAAAGAUAUGAGGCUUUAGAACGAGCUAAACAACAACAACAGAGAGAAUUGGAUGACUUAGUCUCAUCCAAGGAUGAUGUCGGAAAGAACGUUCAUGAAUUGGAGAAAGCCAAGAGAGCAUUCCAACAACAAGUAGAAGAACAAAGACAACAGAUUGAAGAAUUAGAAGAUGAACUUCAACUAUCAGAAGAUGCUAAAUUACGUCUAGAAGUUAAUAUGAAUGCUUUGAAAGCUCAAUAUGAACGAGAUAUUCAGGGUAAAGAAGAUAUGGUUGAAGAAGGAAAGAAAUCAUUAUUGAGACAGUUGAGAGAAAUGGAAGCUGAGUUGGAAGAAGAAAGGAAACAGAAAGGUGCUGCUGUUAGUGCUAGAAAUAAAUUACAAGGUGAUAUCAAUGAUUAUCAACAACAAGUACAGAUGGCUAAUAAGGUAAAGGAAGAUGCCGUCAAACAAUACAAGAGAAUGGUAGCUCAGAUGAAAGAAGUUACUCGUGAAGUUGAUGAGAUUAGAAUAUCAAAGGAAGAGAUGGUACAGGCCCAGAAAGAUGGGGAGAAGAGAAUUAAAAAUCUGGAGGCGGAAGUUUUGAAAUUACAGGAGGAUCUCGCUCUGUCUGAAAGAGCCAGAAGAAAUGCUGAAUCUGAGAGGGAUGAGUUACAAGAAGAAAUUGGUGGAUCAGCCUCUUCGAAGAACGCCCUGUUGGAUGAAAAGCGUCGUUUGGAAGCUAGGAUCAGUGAACUUGAAGAUGAUCUUGAUGAUGAACGUAAUAAUACAGAACUGAUGGCUGAAAAAGCCAGAAAAGCUCAGUUACAAGUGGACCAAAUUAAUACUGAUUUACAAUCAGAGAGAUCUGUAUCACAGAAACUAGAGAACCAGAGAAUGCAACUAGAACGACAGAACAAAGAAAUGCGCGAUAAACUACAGGAACUUGAGGGACAGAAUAGAGCCAGAAUUAAGGCUACUAUUGCUGCUUUAGAAAGUAAAGUUCUUAAUCUUGAAGAACAGUUGGAUCUGGAGGCUAAAGAUCGAUCUACACUUUCAAGAGCUAAUAGAAAGUUAGAAAAACGUAUUAAAGAAUUAAUCCUACAAGGUGAAGAUGAGAGAAGGCAUGCGGACCAGUAUAAAGAACAGGUGGAUAAAUCUAAUAAUAGAGUUAAAGGGUUAAAACGUAACUUAGAUGAAACAGAAGAAGAAAUAGCUAGAUUAACAGCUAAAUUACGUAAAUUACAGAGAGAACUAGAUGAUCAAGUAGAACAAAAUGAAACUCAUUCUAGAGAAAUUACAUCAUUAAGAAAAUUACGGGGACCAGCAUCUAGUUCACGAACUACAACUAGAACAGUGAUUACAUCUAAAUUACUAGAUGAUAGUGUAGAUGGGGAUGAGGAAGAUAAAAAUGAUACAACAGAAACUUGAAUUCUUCAUCAUAAUCUCCUUAAUUGAUUAUACAAUUAUUAUACUAUAUAUAUAUUAUAUAUCACAUGGAGAAUAUCCUACACUAAAACAUUCUAUAUAGUUGUCUAUAUUUAAUAUGCAUUAUAUUAUCAUUGACUGACCAAAUGUGCUACUAAGACAUGACACACAAGUUCACUUGCGAGGCUAAUAUAUUUUGCUUUUUUCUAGUAUUCUCUAGCUUUAAGUAAACCAUAUCUAUCAUAUAGAUUUUUUUUGUAUACAUUUUUUUUUUAUUUUCAAUAUUAUUUUUCUUUAUGUUUAUUAUAUCUUUAUAAAAAAAAAAUGUAUUAAAAUCUAUAACCCCUUCUCAAACAAAUAUGGUGUUCAUAUGAAAAGUGUAUUCAAUUUCUUCAAAAUAUGGAUAGGGCUUUACUCCUUUCUUUUUAGUAUUUUCGAAUUGUGAAGCAUAUCACUUUAUUAUUAUAUAGGGUAUGGCAUUAAUUGUAGAUAUAUGGAAAUAAUCCAAAUAGGAUGAAAAUUUAUAGAAUUAAAAUAGUUUAUGACUUGCGGACCACUACUGACCUAGAUUUCUAAUAUCUGAAUCCUAAUUUUGUAACAUGAUUAGAUUUAUUUUAUUUUUAUUUUUUUGCGGUGGUAUCCACCAUCUUGCCAGAGCAAAGUUUGACCAAUCGAAAACCAGCAUUGUAUAAUGGAAUGUGGUCCUUUAUGAAACUGUUCCAGUAGUUUCACUGAUAAUUUUGUUAAUAUUAGUUUUGCAGUUUAGUGCAGACGCUUAUUUAUUGUUUGUUAAACUUUCCACAUUUUUUUUUUUUGCGCCCAUCAGAAGAGAUUUGUUAUAUUUGUUGAAUAUAUUUUUGGGUAUUAUUAUUCCAGACAGUCGUAUUAUCAUAUUUUACUGAUACCAAUAAUAAAAUAAUUAUUUAGUUGUCGUGAUUUAGACAAUUUAUAUAAUAAAAGGUGAACUCUGUUAAUGCUUGGAUUGUGUACAUGAAUUAUAAUGUGAUAUUUUGAUGUAAAAUACCUACCAUGUACAGGAAUCCAGCGAUUUUUUUUCGCCAUAUGUAAAUUUGAAUUUUUAUACGAAUAAUUCUUAAAGUUUUCUUAAAAAAGGUAAUAAAGUAUAGCUGGCUUAUUAUAGCACUUCUUUUCUCUGCCGCAAUUGUAGUAAUAAUUUAGUUUACAAAGAGCUUUGGAAAGAAUAAUCAAUCUGUAAAUUUGCUUUUCUUAAUCCUUUGAAUUAACCUUACAAGAUACAUAUUUGGACAUAAUUUGAAUUUGGAAGUGUGAUAGAGAAUUGUUGUAGUAAGGAUUGGAGAUAGCUUGUAAAUAAUGUUGACAUCCAGAACAGAUACUAUUUUUGUAUAUUAUUAUUAAAGAUUAAAGUCUUUAUACUUGCUAUUUUUAGGCUACUAAACUUAGAUAAAAUGAAUCCUGUUUUGUUAAGAUCAAACUCUUGCAUUAUUUUAGUUCUAUGAAUAAUAUGUACUGCUGGAAAUUCAUUAAGAGUGUAAUGUGUUAGCUACCAUCAUAUGUAUUAAUUCUAUGUCACUUUGAUGUCUUAACAUGGCUUUCAGAUGUAAUAAUUGAAAUCAUCAGCUUGGCUAAAUAAAUUAUACAGGACAAGAAAA